Molecule: messenger RNA, 1026 nt
Organism: Salvelinus sp. IW2-2015
Lineage: Eukaryota; Metazoa; Chordata; Actinopteri; Salmoniformes; Salmonidae
Product: delta-like protein A
Molecular function (GO): calcium ion binding
Source: RefSeq, a predicted model, not a curated record
CCAAUCGCUCUGCCUCUCACACCAGGUGCCCGCUGUGUGGAUCUCGUCAAUUCCUACCUGUGCCAGUGUCCUGAUGGCUUCACAGGCAUGAACUGCGACCACACCGGCAAUGAGUGCUCCAUCUACCCCUGCCAAAAURGUGGUACAUGCCAGGRGGGUCUUGACGGCUACACCUGCAUCUGCCCCCCGGGCUACACGGGCCGCAACUGCAGUUCUCCCAUAAGCCGCUGCGAGCACAACCCCUGCCACAACAGCGCCACCUGCCACGAGAGGAAUAACCGCUACGUGUGCGCCUGCGUGCCUGGUUAYGGUGGCCGCAACUGCCAGUUCCUGCUCCCGGACCAUGCAGCUAUUCGAGGCUCGGAGAUCCCCUGGAUGGCGGUGGGGUCUGGGACAGCUCUGGUGCUGCUUCUGCUAGCAGGGUGUGCAGUGCUGGUUGGCUGCGUCCGCAACAAGAUGCAGCGUGGUAGCCAGGGCGACGCCACCGUCGGCGAAGGCGAGACAAUAAACAACCUGACCAAUAAUUGUCACCGGAGUGAUAAGGACCUGUCGGUAAGCGUCGUAGGGCUCGGGCCACAGCCAGGCAUCAAGAACAUCAACAAGAAAAUGGAUUUCGGAAGCGAUGCCGACAUGGACGGACCACCACCGUCGUGUCGGAGCAGCUACAAGAGCCGCCACCUGCCGGCGGACUAUAACCUUGUGCAUGAGGUGAAGUACGAGCAGGCGGCCAAAGAGUCGAUGCUGAGCCUGGAGGCCUCGGCUUGUGAAGAGAAAUGCCAAGCUCUGGACUCGGGUUUUGAGUAUGAGGAGUGCAGAAAUAAACGCAGCAAACAUUUAAAAAGUGACGCAUCAGAAACUUCAAGAAAUGAAAUKAAACUUCCAGAAAUGUCUGCAUGUGCAGACACCAAGUACAAAUCCGUGUUUGUCAUGUCAGAGGAGAAGGAUGAAUGUAUAAUUGCAACUGAGGUGAGUUUGGGAUACUUUUCUUCACUUUUCCUCAUUUAUAAUUGUUUGAUAAAGUCACUG